CUGGCAGGCACCGCGCGCUUCUCUGUCGUCAGGCCCGCCUCUCCGGUUGUGUGUGGCAUCACCGCGAGCGGAGCAGUCGUGCAGAUUUCACCAUGAUGAACAGCGGAGGAAUUGGGGUGCCGCUUGGCUUCCCCUUGGGCCCCACCUCUGUCAUCCAGGUCACGAAUCUGUCCUCGGCAGUGACCAGUGAACAGAUGCGGACUCUUUUCGGCUUCCUGGGAGAUAUCGAGGAGCUACGACUCUAUCCCCCGGACAAUGCACCUCUUGCUUUUUCCUCCAAAGUAUGUUAUAUUAAGUUUCGUGAAGCAUCAAGUGUUGGUGUGGCCCAGCAUCUGACUAACACAGUUUUUAUUGACAGAGCUUUGAUAGUUGUGCCCUGUGCAGAAGGUAAAAUCCCAGAUGAAGCCAAAGCCCUUUCUCUGUUGGCGCCUGCUCCUACUAUGACAAGCCUGAUGUCUGGUGCGGGGUUGCUUCCUAUACCUACACCAACCCCUUUGACUACACUCAGUGUUUCACUUGGCACUUUGGGGGCUAUACCAGCAGCAGCAUUGGACCCUAACAUUACAGCACUGGGAGAAAUACCACAGCCGCCAAUUAUGGGGAAUGUGGACCCAUCCAAAAUUGAUGAAAUCAGGAGAACAGUCUACGUUGGAAACUUGAAUUCACAGACUACAACAGCAGAUCAGCUGCUUGAAUUCUUUAAGCAAGUUGGAGAAGUCAAAUUUGUGCGAAUGGCAGGUGAUGAGACACAACCAACACGAUUUGCUUUUGUGGAAUUUGCAGACCAAAAUUCUGUACCUCGAGCUCUUGCCUUUAAUGGAGUUAUGUUUGGAGACAGGCCGCUGAAAAUAAAUCACUCCAAUAAUGCAAUAGUGAAACCUCCUGAAAUGACACCACAAGCUGCUGCCAAGGAACUGGAAGAAGUGAUGAAGAGAGUAAGGGAAGCCCAGUCUUUCAUAUCUGCUGCUAUUGAGCCAGAGUCUGGAAAGAGCAGUGAAAGAAAAGGUGGUCGAUCUCGUUCCCAUUCUCGUUCAGAAUCCAGGUCUAGCUCAAAAUCCCAAUCUAGAAGGAAAAGAUCACACUCUAAACACAGAAGUAGAUCUGGCAACAGAUCACUCUCAAGACACAAGGACAGACUUAGAUCCAGAAGCCCCCUGAAAAAACGGUCUAGAUCUAGGGAAAGGUGGAAAUCAAGAAGUCAUUCUCGGGACAAGAGAAGAGACAAAGAAAAGGUCAAGGAAAAAGAAAAAGCCAAAGAAAAGGAGAAAGAGAGAGACCGAGACAAAGAGAAGGAGAGAAACCAGGACAAAGAAUGGGAAAGAGAGCGAAAUAAAGAGAGAAACAGGGAUAAGGACAAGGAGAAGGACCGGGAGAGAGAGAAGGAAGAAAACAAAGACCGAGAGAGAGUCAGAGACAAGGAUAGGGAUAGAGAAAGGGAAAAGGACAAAGAUAAGAAGGAAAAAGACAGGGAAGAGGUAGACCAGAACAAGGAAAAAGAUGAUGUUGAUGAAGAGGGGGAGAAGGACAGAGAGAAGAUUAAGGACAAGGAGGGAGACAAGGACAGAGGGGACAAAGAGAAUGACAGAGACAAAGAAAAGGAAAAAGAUGAGGAUAAAGAGAAGAAGGAACACAAAAGAGAAAAAGAGAGAGAUGAUAAAAAGAAGAGGGAUAAGAGAUCCAGAACACCCCCAAGAAGCUAUAGCUCUUCAAGAAGAUCUCGUAGCUCCAGCAGUGAAAGGCAUAAAUGGAAGAGUAGAAGUUCCUCCAAGUCUCCUAAAACAAGAAAAACAAAGUCUUCACAAACUCCUUCUCCAAGAAGAAACAGGAAAGAAAAAAAAAGAGAAAAGGAUACAAAUAAUGAAAGAAGAGAAAGGGAACGCUCCACCUCCAAGGAAAAAAGCAGUAAAGAAGGAAAGGAAAAAUCUGACAAAAACACCACUACUUUGAAGGACAAAGAUCACACUAAAGAGGAUCUGAAUUCAGAAACUGACAAGGAAGUAGGCAAUAGAGAUACACAAAGGACAGAUGAAGCCAAACUACAACAGAAUGGGAACUGUCAACCAAAUGAUGAAAACCUGUCAAUUAAAAUGGAAGAGGUUCAAAGCAAAGAAUGGACCUCUGACUCAACCAAGAAAUGAAAUCCAAACCUUUUAAUUUCCCAGAAUGAGGAAGAAAAUGUCAAAGUAAUCAACCUGAACAUGGUGACAGUGCUAGUAGCUCUUCCAAUUCUUGUGAUAGCUUUGUCAAUUUCUUGCUGAAAGGACAAAUACCAUCAGAACUAUUAAUCUCUGAAAAUCCAUGCAUUUCCAUGAUGGCUGUACUUAUCCGUAAAAUUAUUUGUGUUAAGUUUUGCCAUAAGCUGUUACAAAUAAGUAGAAACUGAAAGAUGUAAACCUGUACUAUCAAAAAAAGCUGGAUAUGCAUUGAAGGUUGUUUAAUAUACUGCUUGUUGAUGAGUUUUGUAUUGUUUUACUUCGUGGGUUAAAAAAAAUCCACAAAGUUUUCAAUGUGUACUGUUCGUGCUUGGAAAUGGUGCAUAAAUAUAUAUGCUUUCUUUUGUUGUAAAUUAAAACUAUAG
Molecule: messenger RNA, 2578 nt
Organism: Strigops habroptila (Kakapo)
Lineage: Eukaryota; Metazoa; Chordata; Aves; Psittaciformes; Psittacidae
Product: splicing regulatory glutamine/lysine-rich protein 1-like
Exons: 12
Coding region: 93-2138 (681 amino acids)
Cellular component (GO): nucleoplasm
Molecular function (GO): RNA binding
Source: RefSeq, a predicted model, not a curated record